GAGGCGACCGUGGCCAUGCAGAGUGCUCUGUGAGUCACCGUUAAUUUCAGAUGGGGUAAGGUGAAGAGACUUUCCUUGGGAGCCCAGAGGAGUACAGGAUCUGAUCCCAAGCCCUUUACCAUCAGGCCACAUGACACAGCACCUGUGAGUGAGGCUGAACAAGAGAGAUGAGAUUUGACGGAUGUUUCCUGAAGUCCUACUGUGUGCCAGCUGUGGCCGUGUUAGCUACCAGGAAUAUGAAGAUGAAUAAGGAGAUCACAAGUGAAAACAGAAAUGCCAAGAUAAACUUGGCCCAGGUUCCCUUGGGAAUUCUCAGGAUCCUACCUGGUGCAGCAGAUCACACCUGGGAGAUGUUACUGGAUCUUUGAUGAGUGGAGCAUCCACAGAGGAAGGAAGUACGAAAAUGAGUGUGAAUGUCAACUCCUGCUAAAAGAAAUGCUUGAACGGCUUAACAAGGAAGCUGAUGAAGCCUUGCUGCAUAACCUGCGCCUUCAGCUGGAAGCCCAAUUUUUGCAAGACGAUAUCAGUGCGGCGAAGGACAGGCACAAGAAGAAUCUUCUGGAAGUUCAGACCUAUAUCAGCAUCCUGCAGCAGAUCAUCCACACCACUCCUCCAGCAUCCAUUGUGACGAGUGGGAUGAGGGAGGAGAAGCUCCUGACGGAGCGGGAGGUGGCCGCUCUGCGGAGUCAGCUGGAGGAGGGCCGCGAGGUGCUCGCCCACCUGCAGGCGCAGAGAGUGGAGCUGCAGGCCCAGACAACAACUCUGGAACAAGCUAUUAAAAGUGCCCAUGAGUGUUAUGACGAUGAGAUUCAGCUUUAUAACGAGCAGAUUGAGACCUUGCGCAAGGAGAUUGAGGAGACAGAGCGGGUCCUGGAGAAGUCUUCUUACGACUGCCGGCAGCUGGCGGUCGCCCAGCAAACCCUGAAGAAUGAGCUGGACCGGUAUCAUCGUAUCAUCGAGAUUGAAGGCAACAGGCUGAGCUCUGCCUUCAUUGAAACUCCCAUUCCCCUGUUCACCCAGAGCCAUGGAGUCUCUCUCAGCACUGGAUCCGGUGGGAAAGAUCUUACCAGGGCUCUGCAGGAUAUAACAGCAGCAAAACCAAGACAAAAAGGCCUCCCUAAGAAUGUUCCAAGGAGAAAGGAGAUUAUAGCAAAAGACAAAACCAACGGAGCUCUGGAAGAUGCACCAUUAAAAGGUUUGGAAGACACAAAGCUGGUACAGGUGGUACUUAAAGAGGAAAGUGAAUCUAAGUUUGAAUCAGAAAGUAAAGAAGUAAGUCCCCUGACACAAGAAGGGGCUCCAGAGGAUGUGCCAGACGGAGGGCAGAUAAGCAAAAGCUUUGGGAAAGUAUACAGGAUGGUCAAGGAGAAAGUGAAAAGCCCCAAAGAGCCUGAAACCCCCACUGAGCUCUACACCAAAGAGCGGCACGUGGUGGUCACAGGGGAUGCCAAUUACGUGGACCCUAGGUUCUGUGUCUACCCCGUCACAGCCAAAGGUGGGGUGGCUGUUUCCAUCGCGGAAGACUCUGUGCUUUAUGAUGGCCAGUUGGAGCCCUCUCCUGAGUCACCUAAGCCCCCUUUAGAGAAUGGGCAGGUGGGUCUGCAGGAGAAAGAAGAUGGACAGCCAAUUGACCAGCAGCCUACAGACAAGGAGAUUGAGCCAGAUGGCAAAGAGCUGGAAGUCCCUGAGGAGAAACGUGAGGGUGAGGAGCAAGACGAGGGGACUGGGAGACCCUGUCCCGUGGUCACACCCGGUGCAGAGGAACCGUCUAUACCCCAGCCUCCAAAGCCUGUGGCUGAUCAGAAUGGAGCCAAGGGGCUUGGGACUAGGGGCAGAAGCCUGCCAGAAAAAGGCCCUCCCAGGGCUUUGGCCUAUAAGACAGUAGAAGUGGUGGAAUCUAUCGAGAAGAUUUCCACAGAGAGCAUUCAGACAUAUGAAGAAACUGCUGUGAUCGUGGAGACCAUGAUUGGAAAGACAAAGUCAGACAAGAAGAAAUCAGGAGAGAAGAGCUCUUAAAAUGCCCAGGCUUAAUGGGAGAAAAUGUCUUUGGGGCCACUGUAGGGGUAAUGCUUUGAUAUUUUAGAGCAAAUGAUAAAAGGGUGAGGGUUCCUGUUUGGAUUAGACCAUAGGUGACCCAUCUGGCAUUGCCAAUGAAGCCUUCAUUAAAAUGUUUUCUUUGCUUGCA
Messenger RNA from Mandrillus leucophaeus (drill), 2185 nucleotides. RefSeq names its product beaded filament structural protein 1, filensin (gene BFSP1). NCBI's taxonomy places the organism in Eukaryota, Metazoa, Chordata, Mammalia, Primates, Cercopithecidae. Gene Ontology annotation, biological process: lens fiber cell development. Bases 436 to 2016 code for a protein of 526 amino acids. Gene Ontology annotation, molecular function: structural constituent of eye lens. Gene Ontology annotation, cellular component: intermediate filament; cytoplasm. The transcript is spliced from 10 exons. The record is from RefSeq and is a predicted model, not a curated record.